CUCUUCUUUAUGCAACUAUUUUUGGAAACGUCACCACCAUUUUCCAGCAAAUGUAUGCCAACACCAACCGAUACCAUGAGAUGCUGAACAAUGUGAGGGAUUUCCUAAAAUUAUAUCAAGUCCCAAAAGGCCUUAGUGAAAGAGUCAUGGAUUAUAUUGUCUCAACCUGGUCCAUGUCUAAAGGAAUUGACACGGAGAAGGUUCUCUCAAUUUGCCCAAAGGACAUGAGAGCAGAUAUUUGUGUGCACCUAAACCGGAAAGUUUUUAACGAGCACCCUGCCUUCCGACUGGCCAGUGACGGCUGGCCAAAAAGUUUCAGACGAUCCAUUGCGCCCCGGGGGACCUCAUCUAUCAUGCUGGGGAAAUCUCAGACGAUCCAUUGCGCCCCGGGGGACCUCAUCUAUCAUGCUGGGGAAAGCGUCGAUGCUCUUUGCUUUGUGGUCUCAGGAUCACUAGAAGUCAUCCAGGACGACGAGGUGGUGGCUAUUUUAGGUAAAGGUGAUGUCUUUGGUGAUAUCUUCUGGAAGGAAACCAGUCUGGCCCACGCAUGUGCCAAUGUUCGGGCUCUGACAUACUGCGAUUUACAUAUUAUUAAACGAGAAGCCUUGCUUAAAGUGUUGGACUUUUAUACUGCUUUUGCAAACUCGUUCUCAAGGAAUCUCACGCUCACCUGCAAUCUGAGGAAACGG
Molecule: messenger RNA, 689 nt
Organism: Tauraco erythrolophus (red-crested turaco)
Lineage: Eukaryota; Metazoa; Chordata; Aves; Musophagiformes; Musophagidae
Source: RefSeq, a predicted model, not a curated record